CAGUCGCAUUCGACGAAAUCGAAGGCAGAAUACGUAGCUAUACGUAGAUAACGCACUCUUUAAAAACACCGUCAGAAGCGGCAAAUUGGGUAUCUUGACUGCAGUCGCCAUGCUUACACUACGGUCAAUUAUUUCGCCUCUGGCGCUAGCUCUUCUUUUUUCACUUGCAAUCGGAAGCUCCAUACCUAACUCCAAAGCUGAAGCAAGUGCCGACGCGAAGCUCUGGGCUCUUCUUGUGGCAGGUUCUAAUUAUUAUUUCAACUAUCGCCACCAGGCAGACAUCUGUCACGCCUACCAUGUUCUGCACAACCAUGGCAUUCCAGAUGAACGUAUCGUGGUUAUGAUGUACGACGACAUCGCUCACGACCCAUCCAAUCCAACGCCCGGAAUCCUCAUCAACCACCUGAACGGCUCCAACGUUUACGAAGGAGUCCCGAAGGACUACACGGGAGACCUCGUCACUCCGAAGAACUUCUUGAGCAUCCUGCAGGGGAAGAAAAUCAAAGGAGGCAGCGGGAAGGUAAUAGCAAGCGGUCCGAACGACCACGUGUUCGUCUACUUUGCUGAUCAUGGUGCUCCUGGACUAAUCGCUUUCCCGAACGACGACCUUCACGCGACAGACCUCAGCCGCGUCAUAAAACAGAUGCACGAGCAGAAAAAGUUUGGAAAACUGGUCUUCUACGUCGAGGCUUGUGAGUCCGGGUCGAUGUUCGAAAACCUCUUGCCAGACGACAUCAACGUGUAUGCGACGACGGCGGCCAACAGUGACGAAUCAUCUUACGCCUGUUAUUGGGACGAUUUCAGACAAACAUAUUUGGGAGAUGUGUACAGCGUCAAAUGGAUGGAAGACUCGGAUCGCGAGGACCUACACAAGGAAACCCUCCUGAAACAGUUCAAGAUCGUCAGGUCUGAGACCAACACGAGCCACGUCAUGGAAUUCGGUGACUUGAAGAUCGCCAACCUGAAGGUCAGUGAGUUCCAAGGCGCCAAGUCUCCUCCUCCCAUUGUUUUGCCCGAAGCACCUUUGGAUGCCGUCGACAGCAGGGAUGUGCCCAUUGCCAUUGUUCGCAAGAAACUUCAGAAGGCGACGGACCCUCAGAUCAAGCUUUCACUGAAACACGAGCUCGACCAAAUGCUUCGAAACCGUGCUUUCCUGAAGGAAAAAAUGGUGGAGCUCGUGUCGUUUGUGACGCUCGGUGACGCUGGUAAGACUGAGCAGUUGCUAAAGGCGAAGAUUCCGCUGAGGGACCACACCUGCUACGAGCAAGCCGUGCGAUACUUUGACGCCACGUGCUUCGAACUCUCUGCUAACCCUCACGCCCUCGCUCACUUGCGCGUGCUCGUCAACAUGUGCGAAGAAAAAAUUUCCGUUAGUGAGAUUCGCGAAGCGAUGGACAAUGUCUGCACCCAUCCAACAGUCGUCGGCAUUGUCUAGUGUUGUACUUCUCGUUGGUUCAGCCUUUUCAUUUUUCUAGGUCGAUGUAACAAACUAAUCAAUACAUUUACCCACACGCGCGAACUGUCCUUAA
Messenger RNA from Ixodes scapularis (black-legged tick), 1529 nucleotides. Its product is annotated as legumain. The transcript has a single exon. Gene Ontology annotation, biological process: vacuolar protein processing. Bases 110 to 1435 code for a protein of 441 amino acids. The record is from RefSeq and is a predicted model, not a curated record. Lineage: Eukaryota; Metazoa; Arthropoda; Arachnida; Ixodida; Ixodidae. Gene Ontology annotation, molecular function: cysteine-type endopeptidase activity.